AUGUGGAAUAACGCCGUUGCCAAUUUUGCCAAUUUCGACUGUAUGGGCGUGAGAAAGUUCCAUAACACCAGAAAGCAACAGCUGGACACAUUCUUUACAUACGAUAGCUACGCAGAAGUUGACCGCAAGAAACACAACAUCUCCUGUGGUAUCAUCCACUUGGUUACACAUCACCCAAAGUACAGAGAGCUGUUGUCAAUUGCGGGGAAGCCUGAGUUUGUCGUUGGUAUCCUCAGUCCAAACAGAUACGAAUGGAUGCUUGUGGAUUUGGCAACUAGAGACUUCUCGUUGACAAACACUGCGUUGUACCCUACACUGGGCCAACAGUCUUCUCAGUACAUCUUGUCGGUCACGGAGUCCCCAAUCAUCUUUCUGACAAAGGACCAGAUUCCAAAGAUUUUGGAGAUUAAACCAGAAUUGCCUCUGUUGAACAUAUUGGUUUCAUUGGAUGACUUUGACCACGACGAUCACGAUCUGUUCGUCAGAGCACAGUCUCUUGGUGUUUCACUUGUUGAUUUCCGUGCAGUGGAGAAGAUCGGUGAAAGACACCCAUUGCCAAAGGAUUUCAACCCACCAACAACUGACACCAUUUACACAAUCUCUUUCACAUCCGGUACCACUGGUAACCCAAAGGGAGUGUUGAUUCCUCAUGAAAUGGCUGCUUGUGGUAUCAUUUCAUGUACUAUGGGACUGGAGUCGCCAUUCGAACUUCCAAAGGGUGCAAAACGCCGUCAGUUUGGCGAAAACGUUGAUCAACAUGGCGUCCAAGUGACAGCCUUGUGCCACUUACCGUUGGCACAUAUCUACGAACGUGAAGUCUCAAACUAUGCCCUCAUGUCAGGUUUCAGAUUGGGAUUCCCAUCUUCAACAAACCCAGCAAUGUUCUUUGAUGAUUUAAAGUCGAUCAAACCACAUUAUUUGGCCUCUGUUCCAAGAGUGUAUAACAAGCUGGAUGCCUUGUUAAAGGCCAAAGUUAAGAGGGGAACACCACCACACGUGGUGCGCAAGACAUUUGGUUUGGAUCACUGUAGGUAUCUCGUUUCAGGGUCUGCACCUUUGGGGGUGGAAACUAUCAAGUAUUUGAAGCAGACUUUGGAUAUUGGGUUCUCCGUUUGUUACGGAAGUACAGAAACAUUUGCAGGAUUCUUCUUUGGUGAUGCAUUCGAAGAUGUUAUUACAAACUCAUGUGGUCAUCCAAGUGCAUCUGUUCAGAUUAGAUUGAGAGAUGUUCCAGAGAUGGGAUACCAUACAAAUGAGACUCCAAUGCGUGGUGAACUGAUGGUUAAAGGACCACAAGUGUUUUCAGAAUAUUUCAAAAACCCGAAAGCCACUGCCGACUCUUUUGAUAAGGAUGGCUGGUUCCAUACUGGUGACAUCGUCUCUAUGGACUCUGAAAGACGUGUUUAUAUCAUUGAUCGUGUCAAGAACUUCUUCAAGUUGCAGCAGGGUGAAUUCGUUACUCCCGAACGUAUUGAAAACAUUUAUUUGGCACACUCUCCUCUGUUGACACAGUUGUUUGUGCAUGGUGAUUCCCUACAGAACUUCCUUGUUGGAGUCGCAGGUAUCUCGUUAGAGUACGUCCAAGAGAUGUUUAAGCAGGACUUUGGCGUGGCGAUUUCACAGGACGAAGUGCUCGGGCUAUUACAAGAUCCUAAGUACAAAGCCAUGUUGAUUAAACAGUUGAACCACCACGUCUCAGGUGCUGAUUUACAAGGAUUCGAGAAGAUUCAUAACAUCCACGUUGAUUUAGAACCUCUGAGGUUGGAGGAUGAGGUGCUUACACCAACCAUGAAGAUCAAGAGAGAAAACGCAAAGAAGAAGUUUGCACCGAUAUUGGAGAAGUUGUACACCGAGGGUUCGUUGGUUGUUAAACAAAAGUUGUGA
Molecule: messenger RNA, 1884 nt
Organism: Williopsis jadinii
Lineage: Eukaryota; Fungi; Ascomycota; Saccharomycetes; Phaffomycetales; Wickerhamomycetaceae
Product: acetyl-CoA synthetase-like protein
Exons: 1
Coding region: 1-1884 (627 amino acids)
Biological process (GO): long-chain fatty acid metabolic process
Cellular component (GO): endoplasmic reticulum; membrane
Molecular function (GO): long-chain fatty acid-CoA ligase activity
Source: RefSeq, a predicted model, not a curated record